Astrephomene gubernaculifera is the source of this 996-nucleotide messenger RNA. Lineage: Eukaryota; Viridiplantae; Chlorophyta; Chlorophyceae; Chlamydomonadales; Astrephomenaceae. The record is from the annotation of a GenBank genome assembly.
ACAAGACCUCUUGGCAAAGCUAAGCUGACGGGUGAUCCAUAGACUCUUGACCUGGCCCGAUUUUUAAAGUUCUACCUUGAUGGCUGACCUUGCUGUGCUUAGGACAGCUAAGCAGGCCCUCGAUGAGGGUCUGCUGAAUAGUGAGGACUACGAUUUCAUUAAGAAGGCUUUCCUUCGCGCGCAGCAAAUUAAGGCGGGCUUAGAUGCAGGGUUCAUCAAUCCGGAGGACUAUGUACAGGCUCGGGACUCCUUCCUUCACUCUCUCGACUUCGCGCUGGUGGGCUCGUCCUCUCUAACGCGGGAGUCUUCGCUACCCACCCCUGGCAGUCCAAAGGGCGCGGUAGCGGCGGCACCAUUCGUCCAGCCCAUUAACACACGACCACCACAGGCCGCCUCCUUCCGGGCUCCCCCUCACCAGCGUGAUUCCCCCACGGCAGCGCAAGCAGCAGCUGCUGCGGCGCCUCCUCCCCAGCCUGCCCGUACCAGCGGGGGUGCUUCGGGCUCGGGCACCGUCCCCAUCCCCACCGACAUCCCAGCCGCGCGCGGUGGCCGUACAUCCAUGACCAACAACAAGACGUCCAUGUCGGGUAUCUCCGUCAACGAUCAGUGCGUCGCCAUCUUCCAGCACAUCAAGAGCAAAUCGGCGUACAAGUGGGUCACCUACAAGGUCAACGACGCGGGCAACGAGGUGGUUGUUGACCAGCUGGGGGCCGCGGAUUCGUCGUACAGCCAGUUCGUUAGCGUGCUUCCGGAGAACAACUGCCGAUACGCAGUGUACGACUACGCCUACCUCAACGCGGACACCAACCAGACCAACAACAAGCUCGUCUUCGUGCACUGGGCGCCCGACAGCAGCACCACCAAGCACAAGAUGAUGUACGCCUCCACCAAGGACUUCCUGAAGUCCUACCUAGAGGGCCUUGGUGCGGAGCUGCAGGCCACCGACCUCAAGGAGCUGGCGGAGAGCGAGAUGCGGGAGCGGGUGGGGCAGGCCAU